GUUCGUUCACUGUUAGCUAAAGCUUCACUGUGCAGCUGCAACCAGUUUGGUGCUUCAUGCUGCGUCUCAGAGGGCCUGAGCUCAGAGGUGGAGGAAGCUCGGCUGUCUGUGGGUUCCAGAUUUAGACGCUUGUGCCCCGGCUGACGCUGUCUGCUCUCGUGAGAGGGAGAAUCGACGUGUUUCAGGAAGUGGGGAGGUUGCAGCACUUUGAGAGACGGCUGGUUUGAGGGAACCAUGUGAUGAAUCAUACUUCCUGUAACAGCCAGGCCUCAGCUCGCUGCAUCUCUUCCCCCAGUGAUCAGCGGCACUCAGAGAUGGCGGGUACACGAAUCACGAGCCUGCAGAGUGCAGCAAAGCAGCCGCCGCCCGUCCCGUCGCCACAGCGCAGCUCGGCGGCGCAGGGAGGCGUGCAGCUCCGCAUUAAGGCCUCGCAGAGCCCCGCAGACCGGCUGAGCCAGUCCAAGUCCAUGGUGCUGCAGGAGUCCGACCUCCCUCAGAAACCAAUCUCUCGACAUCGCAGAAAUCAGUCUCAGCACGACGUCUUCAUCAUCGCAGGAGGAGGAGGAGGAGGAGGAGCAGCAGCUGAACCGUUGCUGAAAGGCGAACACCUGAAUGUGGCUAAAAUCUCAGAGGGCGGCAAGAAGCAGAGGAAGAACUGGACUCAGAUGUGGAGCGUGCUGACCUCAGACCAGCUGCUGUUUUACAAGGAGAUGCAACAAGGAUCAAGUCAGAAACCAGGAAGUAAGACGGAUGUGGUUCAGCUGUGUGGGGCUGUGAUCGAGUGGACGACGGAGAAGUCGAGCAGGAAAAACGUCUUCCGGGUCACAACGAGCACAGGAAGUGAGUACCUGCUUCAGACCGACAGCUACUCCACCGCCAGUAAGUGGUACGACAGCAUCAGGAAGACCAUCGACUCUUCAACCAAAGCAGACGGAGGACUUCCUCUGCGGCGGUCAAACAGCACAGAGUACCUGCCCAGGCACAGCUCCCUACCUGGAUAUGUCUCCGCCUCCCCGAUCACCAAGCAGCGCAGCCAAGUCAACAGACGCUCCAUCAACAUGUUUGGCAGCUCCAAGCUGAAACACAGCACCUCCGACAGCGCCGACAAGAACGGAGUGAAGAACAGACUGAAGAAGUUCAUCACCAGACGUCCGUCCAUGAAGACUCUGCAGGAGAAAGGCCUCAUCAAAGAUCGAGUUUUCGGCUGCCAUCUGGCGACUCUCUGCGAGCGUGAAGGAACCACGGUGCCCAAGUUUGUUAGGAUCUGUCUGGACGCUGUUGAAAAGCGAGGUCUGGAGGUUGACGGGAUCUACAGAGUCAGUGGAAACCUGGCCACAAUCCAGAAACUUCGCUUCAUCGUCGAUCAAGAGGAGGACCUGGACCUGGACCACAGUCAGUGGGAGGACAUCCACGUUGUCACCGGAGCCCUCAAAAUGUUUUUCCGUGAGCUGCCCGAGCCGCUGUUCCCCUUCAGCUUCUUCCAGCCCUUUGUGGAGGCCAUCAAGAUCAAAGAAUCCAAACAGAAAGUUCAGGCAGUGAAGAAACUGGUCCAGGAGCUGCCCAAACCCAACCAGGACACCAUGAAGCAGCUCUUCAGCCACCUGCUCAGAGUCCUGGCCUUCUCCAGGAAGAAUCUGAUGUCCACUCAGGGCAUCGGCAUCGUGUUCGGCCCCACGCUGAUGUGGCCCGAGCUGGACGCAGGAAACAUGGUCAACAUGGUCUACCAGAACCAGAUUGUGGAGUUCAUCCUCAUUGAGAGCCGGCAAAUCUUCAACCUGGACAGGAAGUAAAGUGUCCUGGAUGGGACUGUCUGAUGGAAUCACAUUUACCCCUGAGUUAAAAAGACCAAAGUCCUUCAGAUGUGUUUGAGAUCAGGAACAGCGUCUGGUUUUGGCUGGACUGUCAAAAAUAAACCAAAGCUUUCUGAGCAGAACCAGUUUUGAGAAAAUCCUUGUUUUAAAUAAGUGAUCGGAGUCUGGCACGUUAUGAGCACUUCAGCCCUCGUUUCUCCUGGACGACGACACGUCUCGAGGUCCUCGGGGCUCACCUGCAGAUUCAAACCUGACCCUCUGUGUCCGAUUACGAGAUACAAACUUUUCACACAUUAGUGGCGCCCCCUAAUGGCAGAAGAUCCCAGGACUGCAACUCGGUUUGGUUAGGAUGGCUGAAAGAAACUGAGUUUCUCUGUAAAAUUGAACUUAAAGAUGGGUUUAAAGUGUGUCAUUUCCAAAUUCCAUGAAUUACAAACCCAGAAGUUUUUCUAUGCGAGCACAGAAGACUCUUUGUUCAAAUCAAAUUUGUUGCAACAUUUAAGACAAUCAAUUAGUCUGAUAAUCAAUUUGUUUCUAAAGUAAAAAUGACUGAGGCAGCAAAUCCUCACGUUUAAGGAUUUACUGCUCCAGGCAUUUUUGUUAAAUUUUUUUCACAAAAGAUUAAGCACGAAAAUAAUUGUCACAUUACUUGAAUACGAUGAUGGAGGUGAUGCUCUCGCAUGUUAACAUUUAACAGACAUUUUGUCAGGCUGUGAUGUGUUUAUGUCAGGCCGUAUUUUUGAUGUUUUGUACCACACGUUAUCAGGCUUUAGCAGCUAAAUACUGCGUACUGUCAGAUCCUUUCACACGCAUCAACAAUAAAGAAAUAUUUUGUAAUGUGG
This is a messenger RNA of Scatophagus argus, 2653 nucleotides long. It is a transcript of the gene arhgap15, whose product is annotated as Rho GTPase activating protein 15. Gene Ontology annotation, cellular component: cytoplasm. The transcript has 13 exons. Lineage: Eukaryota; Metazoa; Chordata; Actinopteri; Scatophagidae. Bases 240 to 1790 code for a protein of 516 amino acids. Gene Ontology annotation, biological process: signal transduction; regulation of GTPase activity. The record is from RefSeq and is a predicted model, not a curated record.